This is a messenger RNA of Truncatella angustata, 762 nucleotides long. RefSeq lists its product as uncharacterized. The transcript has 3 exons. NCBI's taxonomy places the organism in Eukaryota, Fungi, Ascomycota, Sordariomycetes, Amphisphaeriales, Sporocadaceae. Bases 1 to 762 code for a protein of 253 amino acids. The record is from RefSeq and is a predicted model, not a curated record.
AUGUCUUCUUUCAGAGCCGUUAUCGCCCUUGGUCUCAUGACCACUGCUCAGCUUGUUGCCGGCCACGGUGCUGUCAUCAAGGCUGUCGGUGACGCCGGUGGCUCCGGAAUGGCCCUCGGUGUUGACAGCAGCACUCCUCGCGAUGGAACGCGACGCGACCCCUUCCAGCAGGACUCAACCCGAUUCAAGGGUGACCAGGCUGACACAUUCGGCGAGACCGUCGGUGCUGGCAACAACAACCUCGAGACCGGCACCAAAGCUAUCAUGGCUGAGACCGGUGAUCAGCUUCCCCAGGUCAGCCAGGGUGGCGAGCUCACCAUGACUCUUCACCAGGUCAACGCUGAUGGUGGUGGUCCUUACACCUGUGCCAUGAACGCCGACGGAACUGGCGCAACCUGGACCGACAUCCAGGUUACCCAGUCCCCUCCUGGUGCCAACUCCCGCAACCGAGACGGUGCCAUGUCUGACUUCCCAAUGAAGGCGGCCAUACCUGCUGAUGCCUCCUGCACCGGAACUGUCGCUGGACAGGAUAACGUCUGCCUGGUACGAUGCAUGAAUGCCGCCCGUGCCGGUCCCUUCGGUGGUGUGGUCCCCGUUCAGAUGGCCAACACCACCACUCCCGCUGCGGCUCGUCGGGCUCUUGCUCUUGCUGUCAAGCGGUCUGAUGAUGAGGCCCGCGCCAUGGUCAAGCGUGCCAUAUCCCUCAAGGGCCUCUCACCUGAGGAGAUUCAGGAGCUCCGCGAGGAUGGCGAGAUUGCUUAA